Messenger RNA from Sparassis crispa, 585 nucleotides. RefSeq lists its product as hypothetical. The record is from RefSeq and is a predicted model, not a curated record. NCBI's taxonomy places the organism in Eukaryota, Fungi, Basidiomycota, Agaricomycetes, Polyporales, Sparassidaceae. The coding region runs from base 1 to 585 and encodes 194 amino acids. The transcript has 3 exons.
AUGCCACCACGCGCAAAGGGUUCUGAAGGACGGUCUAAUGCUCCUGUACUUCCGACCAUUACGGCGACUCGCCCCAGUUUGGAGACACAACGGGAACCCCCGGAGAGGGUCACCGUAGAUCCGUCGAAGCUCGGACACAAUGCAGCUGUGAAAGCGAAGGGAGCUCCCAAACGCGAACAGAAAGCCACGCUGAGAAAUGAGCUCUUUAAAGAAAUUGGAAUCGAGGCGUGGUUUAAAGAAAAUGCUAUCCCGUACGAUUUUACACCCACGAAGAAGAGUUCUAGGAAUAAUUUCCUCACAGCUAGUAAUGUGUCUCAGAGCCAAUUGGAGAAGGUGUACCGUUGGACAUUCUUCAAGGGACGUGCUGGAGAAUCAGCACCCUUGAGACUCGUCAUGGACAAUAUCGAGGCAAUUCUCUUGGAUAGAAAGAGUCACUGCGUUUUUGCCCUUAUGUCUGGGUGCAAGAUACCCCCAUGGAUACGUGGUAUAACUAGGACCUGGGCUACGCCGCAUAGUUCUGCAUAUCAACCCCCAAGCUGGGUUACCAAGCUUCAAGUGUAUCUUUCACUGUGCGAUCCCCUGUAG